AUGAGUGGAACACUUGAAAGCAACAACAACCACACGGAUGAUCAUCCGACAACAGCAACAACAGAUUCAGUGUUACAUUCUCCGACCGAAGUGAGGACACCUUCAGAGCCAUCAUCACAAAAUAAUGUCCAUGCUUUGAAAUCUUCAAUCUCUGAUUUGGCAUUUGGAUUUGAAUCAAUAUUUAGACCAGAAUUUGAUUCUGUUUGUUCUCAUCUUCAAGAAUUAAUUCGAUCACAACAAAUCAUUGGAGAUUUAUUGAAAGAAGGCAAUACUGCCAUGUCAUCUGUUCCACACAUGAAAGAAAUUCAAGAAGUGCUUUCGCACAUGCCUUCUUAUAUCAACAAGUUGCAUUCCAUAAAACAAGAUAUGCAUCAAAUUCAAGACAAAACUCACAAAAUGAAAAUUAGAUCCGACAAGUUGCUGAAAUAA
This is a messenger RNA of Naegleria lovaniensis, 429 nucleotides long. RefSeq lists its product as uncharacterized. The transcript has 3 exons. The record is from RefSeq and is a predicted model, not a curated record. Gene Ontology annotation, cellular component: extrinsic component of membrane; BLOC-1 complex; transport vesicle. The coding region runs from base 1 to 429 and encodes 142 amino acids. Gene Ontology annotation, biological process: intracellular transport. Lineage: Eukaryota; Heterolobosea; Eutetramitea; Acrasida; Naegleriidae.